Molecule: messenger RNA, 1299 nt
Organism: Dunckerocampus dactyliophorus (ringed pipefish)
Lineage: Eukaryota; Metazoa; Chordata; Actinopteri; Syngnathiformes; Syngnathidae
Product: growth hormone secretagogue receptor type 1-like
Exons: 6
Coding region: 1-1299 (432 amino acids)
Biological process (GO): G protein-coupled receptor signaling pathway; hormone-mediated signaling pathway
Cellular component (GO): plasma membrane
Molecular function (GO): growth hormone secretagogue receptor activity
Source: RefSeq, a predicted model, not a curated record
AUGGAUCGACUGGAGCUGCAAGACAUGAGCAGUGUCUGUGAAGAUGAGAACUGUGGUCUAACGUCCAGUUUUCCAGAGGACUGCCCGAACCAAGACUGUGACUGGGAGGAACCAAUGUUUGGAUUGACAGAGUUAGUGUGUGUGACAGUCAUUUACAUUCCUGUGAUGCUUUUCGGUCUCCUGGGAAAUGUCCUAACAAUUCUGGUAGUUUGGCUGCGUCCGCGCAUGAGAAGUUCCACUUACUUGUACCUGAGUAGCAUGGCUGUCAGUGAUCUGAUGAUACUACUUCUCCUACCUUUGGAUCUCUAUAAGCUAUGGAGGCCUCGACCCUGGCCCUUCGGAGAGCUCGCCUGUAAGAUGACCAUGUUUCUCUCUGAGUGCUGCACCUUCUGCACCAUCCUCCACAUCACCUUCCUCUCUUUGGAGAGGUAUGUGGCUGUCCGCUGGCCAAUCACGGCCAAGACACUGAUAACACGCCGCAGAACCAGAGCUGUCAUUGGCUGCCUGUGGCUGGGCGCGGCGCUGAGUGCAGCACCCGUGUUGGUGAUGGUUGGAGUCGAGGAAGUUGGGGAGGAAGAUCUCAGGGUCAGUGGAUGGAGGGAGAACGGAAGGUGGAUGGGCGAGGAUGGCAGUCACAUGACUUCACUUGAUGGCGAAUUAGAUGCUCAGACGGGGGAAGAAAAGGAGAGACACCGUGAAGGAGCUGGACAAUGGAAUUGGUUGGAAGAUGGCGAAAUGGGUGGAAUAGGUGAGAAAAUGAAACAACGCGCAGUUGCAAUUAAAAACGAACAACACGUCGAGGAAGAUGAUGGCGAGCAGGAAAACCUUUUGAAAAGAGAUGAAGGAGAAGGAUGGGAGUCAAACGUUGGUGAGAAACACAAGCGGGAGAUUGAUAGGAGGGAGUGCCGCUGCACAGACUAUGCCAUUUCCUCUGGCCUCCUCUCCGCCAUGAUGAUUCUGUCCAACCUGUACUUCCUGGUUCCAGUCUGCAUCCUCGUACUGGUCUACGGUCUGAUUGGAAGGAUCCUCUGGCUGCGCCCUCAGAGCAGCCGCAGAGAGCAAAGUCACAGACACACCGUCAAAAUGCUCGGAGUGAUUGUCUUGGCGUUCGUCCUGUGCUGGCUGCCUUUCCACGUUGGUCGAACUAUAUUCUUUUUCUCUCUGGGAACCGGUACGGACAUUCUGUACUAUCUGUCGCAGUAUUUUAACCUGGGUUCGUCCGUGCUCUUCUACCUCAGCGCUGCGAUCAACCCGUUACUGUACAACGUGAUGUCAGCCAGGUACAGACACGCUGUUUGA